AACUAUAAUAAUGUUCAUAAUAUAGAAUCAUAUUGUAGUCAUAUAAUAAAAGUUGCAUUCAAUUCAAGAAAUAUAGCAAUUGGUUGUGCGUGUAUAUAAUUCUAUAUACCUAACCUAACAAAAUAAGUCUAAACUGAAGUAGCCAGUUAUAUGCAUCACAAAAAAAUUUUUUUAUUUCUUAAGUUAUUUUAACGUAAAUGUAUUUCUUGAAUAUGUUUAACAAUUUUGAUUUAUUAUUAAAAACAAGAAGAUAUUUUAUAAUUUAGCAGGACCUUGAUGAAACUCGUGUAUUAUCAUUUUAGAAAAAGAAGUAUCUAGUAAUUAUUUUUGACAAGUACAAUUGUAUUUAUAAAUAAGUGCAAUGAAUCGUGAAGAGAGAAGUGAAUCAGAAGAAGAACACGAGAAAUCUAGAAGCCCAUCAGUGGAUUCUCAAAGAUCUGUUAAAAGUAGAUCAAAAUCAAAUUCUAUCAGUCCUUCUCCAAGGUCCAAUCAUUCAUCACCUGUACAAGCAAGGUCACCAGCUUCUGUGCUAUCCAAUGCCAACUCUAGAAAAUCAUAUUCUAGAUCACCUUCCCGUUCACCUUAGAAUCGAUCAAUAUCACCUUCCUCUAUUAAAAAUCAGAGAUCAUCAAGAUCUAGUUCGAAAUCUGGUGGGAGAAAAAGUACUUCAAGAUCACCUUCUAGAUCUCCAUCACCAGAAAUAGAUGGGAAAAUUGUUCAAAGUGAAUCACAAUCACCUGGUGGUUCACCAUGUUCAAGAAGAUCACGAUCAAGGUCAAGAAGUUCUUCUUUAGCAGAAUCUAGAAAAAGUUUCAAUUUAGCAUCUCGAGAAAAUUCACGAUCUAGAUCCAGAUCUACUUCAACUAAACGAAGUAAUCCUCCAUCUAAAUGUUCUUCCCCAAAAGUGAAUUCUCGUUCCUGUUCAAGAUCUCCUUCAUCAUUUAAACCACACUCCCGAUCAAAUUCUCACUCUCCUUCUGUAUCACCAAAAGUAAUUGCUAGAUCUCGUUCACGAUCAAAUUCGCAAAAAUCUCCAGAAAUUCUAUCUCGAUCGCCAUCAAACAGUCCAAGUCGAAAAUCACAUAGUAGAUCCAGAUCACCUUUAGAUGAAAAAAUAACACUUUCUUCAUCAUUGGAAGAAAAACAUUCACCAUCACCUAUUAGAAAUUCUCGAUCACAUUCGAGAUCAAAAUCUCAAUCGAUAGAUAGAUCAAGAAGAAAUUCUCCUAAUUUGGACAAUAGUAUACAUUCAAAAUCUCAUUCGAAAUCUCUUUCGAGAUCUCCUGAUGGCAAACAUAAAUCUCGAUCUCGAUCUCGAUCUCGAUCUCGUUCUCGUUCUCGUUCUCGUUCUCGUUCUCGUUCUCAUUCUCGUUCUCGUUCUCGCUCUCGCUCUCGCUCUCGUUCUCGUUCUCGAUCAAAAUCAGUUUCUGGAUCAAGAAAACAAUCACCUAAUAUAUCCCAAAAAGGAUCCUUAUCUAGAUCACCUUCAGCGGAGCAUAAAAUAUUAUGUUCAAGAACACCAUCAAAAUCGAGACAUGCAUCAAAAUCUAGAUCACGUUCAAGAUCUGGUUCAAGAAAAUCAAUUUCAAGAUCAAAAUCAAGAUCUAUAUCUGGAUCGCGUAAAGGAUCACACUCCCCUAAUUCAAGGAAAAGUUCUCGUUCGCGAUCAAGAUCUAGUUCUAGAUCAUCUAAAUCCCGAUCUCGAUCUCGUUCCAGUUCAAAAGUAUCUCGCUCUAGAUCACGUUCCGGAUCGCGAUCAAAAUCGAGAUCAAAAUCAAGAUCGCUUUCAGGUUCGCCAUCUAGAUCACAUUCAAGGUCACGUUCACCAACGCGUUCACGAUCAAGAUCAGUUUCAGUUGCCCGAUCUAGACGUUCAUCACGAUCCAAAUCAAGAUCGAGAUCUCGUUCAGCAUCAAAAUCUAGAAGAUCAAGAAGUCGUAGUGAAGAUUCUGAAGAUGCUAUUAGAAAAAAAAAAAGAGUUCUAUCCGAUUCUGAAGAUGAAGAUGGUGUUAAAGCAACAAAAAAAACAAAACAUGAAAUAACAGAUUCAGAAAAUGAAGUAGAUGAUGAUGUAACAAAAAUGAAAAAAGCUGAAGAUGAACAAGAAGAAGAAGGUGAAGAAACAGAAAACAAACAAUUUCAAGAUGUUACAGCUAAUGAACAACAAGAAAAUGAAGAUUCAGACGAUGGAGUAAUGGUAGAUGGAGGAAUGAGUAGCAGAUAUCUAGAUGAUUCAUUAUCAGAUUUUGAUCGCAUGAUGGCUCGUAAAAAAGAAGAACAAUCACGACGACGCAAAAGAAAGGAUAUUGAUAUAAUUAAUGAUAAUGAUGACAUUAUAGCUCAAUUGUUAUCUGAUAUGAAAUCUGCAUCGGAAGAAGAUAGAAAAUUAAAUCAACAAAACAAACCAGCUACUAAUAAAAUAGCAAUGUUACCAAAAGUAUUAUCACAACUUAAAAAACAUGAUCUUCAGUUGGCUUUUUUGGAACACAAUGUAUUAUCAGUUUUAACUGAUUGGUUGGCACCUAUGCCUGAUCGUUCUUUACCAUCUUUGAAAAUUCGAGAUAGUCUUUUGAAACUUUUGUGGGAAUUUCCACGAAUUGAUCAAGCUUCUUUAAAACAAUCUGGUAUUGGUAAAGCUGUAAUGUAUCUUUAUAAGCAUCCUAAAGAAACUAAAGAAAAUAAAGAACGUGCAGGAAAAUUAAUUAAUGAAUGGGCACGUCCAAUAUUUAAUUUAUCUGCAGAUUUCAAAGCCUUAUCAAAAGAAGAAAGAAUGCAAAGAGAUUUAGAACAGACACCUCAAAAACGAAGAAAAACUGAUGAUGGUAGUUCGUCUCAAAAAUCACAAGAUAUUAAUAAAGCUUUGAAAGGAGACGCUAAACCAUUGAGGCCUGGAGAUCCUGGUUGGGUUGGAAGAGCUAGAGUUCCUAGACCUUCUAAUAAAGAUUAUGUUAUAAGACCAGAUUGGAAAUCUGAUGUCGAUAUUAGUAGGAGUACUAAGAAACAAAUGAAUAGAUUUGAAAGGCACAUGAAAAAUUAUAUAGAUAGUAAACGAAUAAAAGCAACUAGAAGAGCUGUGGAUAUAUCUAUUGAAGGCCGUAAAAUGUCAUUAUGACUUCAAAAUUUUUUAAUUAUUAUAACAAAGGUGAUAUAUCUUGUGUAAUUAUGCACAGAAAUCAAUAAUUCUGAUACUAAAUUGUAACUUAAGAUUAUAAUCGCAUACACAAUUGUGCUUAAUAAAAAUGUUCGAUACAUGUUCACUUUA
This is a messenger RNA of Apis florea (little honeybee), 3262 nucleotides long. RefSeq lists its product as uncharacterized. Gene Ontology annotation, biological process: poly(A)+ mRNA export from nucleus. The record is from RefSeq and is a predicted model, not a curated record. Gene Ontology annotation, cellular component: nucleus. NCBI's taxonomy places the organism in Eukaryota, Metazoa, Arthropoda, Insecta, Hymenoptera, Apidae.